GCCUUACCCGACUCCAUGCGGAGGUGUGCCCAGUGUCACGCGAGUGCUGUGCCCUAUGCGGGUCACCUUACGGUUGGCUGCAGGCUGCACUGGCGGCGGUUCAGAUGGAGUAGCUUCGCUCCUCUGUAUCUUUGCUAUAGACGGGCGACGUGGGCACCACAUCAAACCCAAGACAUGAGUCGGGCACCCAGGAACUCGCAGCUCCCUGCCAGGGUAACUGAGAGCAGCAGGAUGAAUCUAAUGACACCCCAAGGAAAGGACCGCCUGACCUUUGGGAAGCUGAAUUCAGCUAAGACGAUGUCUGCAACCACCGAGAGGAAAAUCAGCUUUUUUGGGAAAAGGUCAAGUGGAGCAGGUGGGUCUCGAAGCAGCCUUUUUGGUGCAUUUAGUACAAUGGAGAAAAUCAAAGAUCCUCGGCCACUCCAUGACAAGACAUUUGUUCAGCAGUGCAUUAAAAAUCUGUGUGAGUUUCUUAACGAUAGUGGAUUCCCAGGCUCUGUCACUGUGAAGUCCCUACAGUCUCCAUCUACAAAAGAAUUUUUAAAGAUCUUCUGUUUCAUUUAUAAUCAACUGGAUCCAAAUUUCCAGGAGCCAACUUCUAAAAUCGAGGAGGAGAUUCCACGACUUCUUAAGGAACUGGGAUACCCAUUUCCUCUGUCCAAGAGCUCCAUGUACUCGGUGGGUGCGCCACACACUUGGCCCCAGGUUCUUGGAUCACUAAUAUGGAUGAUAGACAGCGUACAGGUGAUGAAGUCUGUUAAAGGGCAGGAUUUGCUGUAUCCAGACUUUUCUGAUGGUGAUUUUGAAACGGAAGAUGGAAUUCAGUUUAAUAAGUUGUUCAUGGAGUAUACCUCCCGGUGUUACGAAGAGUUUAUGCAAGGAGCCGACACGUUUGAACGCCAAGACGCCAUAUUUCUGCCUAAGCUAAAAGAAUUAUUCAAUGUGGAUGAAAACCAUUUGGCAUGUCUGGCCGAAAAGGCUCAAGUUCUUGUGCGUGAAGUGGAGAAUUUGGAGAAGACCACUCAAAUGGACCGAUUAUUGGAGGAGAGGUCCAAAAAAAACAUUCUUCAAGCAGACCUGCAGAAAUUCCAGAAUUAUCGGGCCAGUUUGGAGACCUUCAGAGCCUCCCUUGAAAGUAAAAAUAAGGCUUUGUGUGAUGAGCUUGCAGGGACAGGACUGCGUUUGGAGGCAGUGAAACAGGAAAAUGAGCGACUGCAGCACAUACUUGAAAAUCAGAAACUUUCUCCAGCUGAUAUCGAGAGGAUAAAUCAUGAAAGGCGGGAGCUGCAGCAGACGAUUUCAGACCUGACCAAAAGUUUGGAGGAAGCUGAAGGUCAAAAAUGGAAGGAGGAAAUUAACCUUGCAAAAGCUAAGGAGUCUGUGGAAAGUGUGCUGGCCGAUUACCACAGUUUGGCCAGGAAGCUUAAACUGAUCCCGUCGUCAGCUGAGAAUGCUUGUGGACAAGACUUUGAAAUUAAAUUCACCCCUGAGAGUGCAUUCUCCCAGAUGAACAACUACAAAAUUCAGAUCGAAAUUCCUCUCAAAACUAUGAUCUCUCAGAUGGAGGAGGAGACCAGCAAACAACUUCACCACAAGCUGAGCCUCGAAGAAGCCGUGGACCAGAUGAAUUCCGUCCUUUUGGAUAAGGAGGCUGAGAUUAAACAGUUGAACCAGCAGCUGCAGAAAAUGAGUGAGCAGGUAGAGCAGGACACCGAGGAAAUGAAGAGGAAGGAGGAGAGCUGGGCGCUGGAAGUGCAAUCCCUCGAGGACCGGAAAUCUGCCUUGGAGAAGAAGAUGAUGGAGGACAUGGAGAAAGUGUCUGAGGAGCUGAAGGCGGCGCAGCAACAGUAUCACUUUGUUGUUCAAGAGAAGACUGAAGAGAGACGCAGGGUGGUCUCGAAUCUGAAUGUUAUCCUAGAGAUGGUGACCAACUAUUUGUCAAAGAUGGAGCACACCCUGGCAAAGCAUAAGGAGCAAGUGGACAGAGACCACCAGGAAUGUGUGGCGGAUGAGUCUGUCCAGAAGCUCUCGGAAAUGUUCCAGAGCGCCAGAGAUCUGUUUGACUGACUGGGGUCCGUGGGUGGAGCUGGGGGCGGGUGGAUGGGUGGGG
Molecule: messenger RNA, 2110 nt
Organism: Erpetoichthys calabaricus (reedfish)
Lineage: Eukaryota; Metazoa; Chordata; Cladistia; Polypteriformes; Polypteridae
Product: kinetochore protein NDC80 homolog
Exons: 17
Coding region: 16-2067 (683 amino acids)
Biological process (GO): attachment of mitotic spindle microtubules to kinetochore
Cellular component (GO): Ndc80 complex
Source: RefSeq, a predicted model, not a curated record